AUGGACACCAAAUCAGUUCAAGUUCAAUCUCCAGCUACUCCAAUCUACAUCCUUCGUGGACAUGCUUCUCCAGUCCAUGCCCUGCACAUCUACAGCCAGAAUUUACGGCUUGUAUCCGGUGAUGCUAAUGGCUGGAUCGUUGUUUGGGACCUGGUCACCAAACGCCCUGUGACGGCAUGGAAGGCCCACGAGGGAGCUGUUUUGGAGGCCAGAGGCUUUGAUGUUGGCUCAGGUGCUACCGAGGUUUACACACAUGGCCGCGACCACAAACUAUGUGUGUGGAAGCUUCGUCCAGAGGAUGAGACUUUUCUCAAUAAGACGCUUCCAGUGGAUGCGACCGAGUCCGCACAGCCAGGAAGUAAAACCCAGCCAUGGUUACUCCAUUCCUUGCCCGUGAAUGCGCUUAAUUUCUGUGCGUUCUCAAUGGCCUUCGUGAAUCAAGACGGGCUUCCUGCAUUUCCAUCCCAAUCCAGAAGACCAGAGAACACUCUCUUUGCAGUACCCAAUGCCUUAGACUCUGGUGGAGUCGAUAUCUUCCAACUUCCGUCCGAGCGCAGGAUCAGUACUAUUCCUUCCGAACAAUCCCCUAAAACUGGAAUGCUGAUGGCUGUAAAUCUCUUCGUCUCACCUUCUGGGGAUCUCUACGUCGCCUCUGCAUACGAAGAUGGCCAUGUGAUGGUCUUCGUUCAUCGUGGAGCUCUCAAGUCGGCCAGCUUUGAGCGCGAGUACAUAAACAACAACCCUUUGAAAUGGGACAAGCUUUAUGCUGGCCGCCCUCAUUCCCAGCCGGUCCUUUCCUUAGAUGUCGCCCCCUCCCAUGGAUACUUCAUCUCUUCUUCUGCGGAUGCUCUGAUCGUCAAGCAUCCCAUCCCCAGCACGGGGUCUGCGGGUUAUAUCACUACCGCUGGCUACAAAGAAGAAUCUCCCUUGAAGAUUGUCAACACAAAGCAUUCGGGUCAGCAGGCAGGAUCCGGGUGUACUCUCGGCAAAACCAUGAAAGAGCUGGCUGUGCUGAAGUGGCACAAGGAUGGUUGUUAUUCUGUAGCGUUCGGGGAUACUGAAAGUACGUCUUCGUUGGUGUCUCCAUCGCCUGAGUCUGCAAAACAAGAACCCCGAGAUGCAGACCAGCGCGCAGCAGGACAGACGACCGUCGACGGACGCAACUACUCUCUUGCAACAGUGCAGCAACAACGGAAUCAAAAAGUACAAGAAACUCAUUGGCUAGCGGCUGGGUCCAAGGACGGGAAGAUUUCAUUAUGGGAUAUCUACUGA
This is a messenger RNA of Penicillium mononematosum, 1272 nucleotides long. RefSeq names its product WD40 repeat domain-containing protein. The transcript has 3 exons. NCBI's taxonomy places the organism in Eukaryota, Fungi, Ascomycota, Eurotiomycetes, Eurotiales, Aspergillaceae. Bases 1 to 1272 code for a protein of 423 amino acids. The record is from RefSeq and is a predicted model, not a curated record. Gene Ontology annotation, molecular function: protein binding.